This is a messenger RNA of Batrachochytrium dendrobatidis JAM81, 3588 nucleotides long. RefSeq lists its product as uncharacterized. The coding region runs from base 1 to 3588 and encodes 1195 amino acids. Lineage: Eukaryota; Fungi; Chytridiomycota; Chytridiomycetes; Rhizophydiales. The transcript has 6 exons. Gene Ontology annotation, biological process: pyruvate metabolic process; gluconeogenesis. The record is from RefSeq and is a predicted model, not a curated record. Gene Ontology annotation, molecular function: pyruvate carboxylase activity; ATP binding; metal ion binding. Gene Ontology annotation, cellular component: cytoplasm.
AUGGAUAUCUUUGGUGGUCCUGAUUUCGAACCCAUUACUCCACAAACAAUGCAUAUGAGUGCAAUGCAUGACGAUUCGCAUGUGCCUAUGCAGAAACCUGUUCUUGUCGCUAAUCGGGGUGAGAUUGCUAUUCGCUUGAUUCGCUCUGUCCAUGAGCUUGGACUCAAGGCUGUUGCCAUCUAUUCCCAUGAAGACCGCUUGUCCAUGCAUCGAUACAAGGCUGACGAGUCGUUUCAGAUUGGUGAACAAGGCACUUACAGUCCCGUCGGAGCCUAUCUCGCCAGUGAGCGUAUCGUUGAAAUAGCAAAAGAAUGUGGCGUUGCUGCUAUCCAUCCAGGUUACGGAUUUCUUGCAGAAAAUGCUCAGUUUGCAGAAAUGGUUGAAGAUGCUGGUAUUGCCUUUGUUGGCCCUCCACCAAAAGUAAUUGAUGCGUGCGGCAACAAGACCAAGGCUCGAGAUCUAGCCAUCAAGGCUGGUGUUCCGGUUGUUCCUGGAUCAGACGGUCCGGUUGAGACUGUUGAGCAGGCACAGGCGUUUAUUAAAAAAUACGGUCUUCCUGUUAUUAUCAAGGCUGUCAUGGGUGGUGGUGGUCGUGGAAUGCGUGUUGUCCGUGAUAUCGAAUCCGUUCCUAAUCUCUUUGAAAGAGCUAGAUCAGAAGCACUUGCCGCUUUUGGUGAUGGUACAUGCUUUUUGGAGCGAUUCAUUGAGCGUCCUCGUCACAUUGAAGUUCAACUGUUGGCCGAUACCUAUGGUAAUGUAGUUCAUCUUUUUGAGCGCGACUGCUCUGUUCAACGUCGUCAUCAAAAAGUUGUUGAAAUGGGUCCAGCUUCUGAUAUUCCUGAAUCUUUGCGUCAAACUAUUUUGAAUGAUGCUGUGAAGCUUGCCAAAAGUGUUGGAUACCGAAACGCAGGCACUGCUGAAUUCCUUGUCGAUGCUCAAAACAACCAUUAUUUUAUUGAAAUCAACCCGCGUAUCCAAGUUGAGCAUACCGUUACGGAGGAAAUCACUGGAAUCGAUAUUGUUUCAUCACAGAUUCUCAUUGCUCUUGGUGCAUCGCUCAAGGACCUUGGUCUUCUCCAAGAAGAUAUCAAACAGCGUGGUGUUUCAAUUCAAUGCCGUGUAACUACAGAAGAUCCUUCGCGUGGAUUCCAGCCAGACACUGGUCGCAUUGAAGUUUAUCGAUCCCCAGGUGGUCCUGGUGUCCGAAUUGAUGGUGGUCCUGGCUUUUCUGGUGCAAUCAUCACACCACACUACGACUCUUUGCUGGCAAAGUGUACUUGCUCUGGUCGUACAUUUGAGGCUGCUCGUCGAAAAAUGCUGCGUGCUCUUACCGAGUUUCGUGUCCGUGGUUUAAAAACCAACGUUCCUUUUUUGAUUCGAUUGCUGAUGCAUCCUCAAUUUGUUCAAAAUAAUGGCAAAGUGUGGACCACAUUUAUUGAUGAUACCCCCGAGCUAUUUGAAAGCUCAUCCAAGCGUAGUCGUGGCCAAAAGCUUCUUCACUAUCUUGGCGAUAUGGCGGUCAAUGGUAGUCGGAUCAAAGGACAAGCCGGCGUGCCUCAACUUCAGGCUACUCCCAUCUGUCCUUCAUUACCAAAUUUGUCCAAGGAAAACGCAAAAACUUUUUGUACCGAGGGCUGGCGAAAUAUCCUUUUGGCUGAUGGCCCACAGGCAUUUGCCGAUGCAAUCCGUGCUCAUCCAGGUACUCUGAUUAUGGAUACCACCUGGCGUGAUGCCCACCAAAGUUUGCUUGCCACUCGUGUACGUACAAUUGACAUGGCUCGUGUUGCCAAAGUGACUUCGCAUGCACUCAAGAAUUGCUUUGCACUUGAAUGCUGGGGUGGUGCUACUUUUGAUGUUGCCAUGCGUUUCUUGUGGGAGUGUCCUUGGGAGCGUCUUAAGACUCUUCGUAAACUUGUACCAAACAUCCCAUUCCAAAUGCUACUUCGCGGUGCCAACGGUGUUGGAUACACUAGCUAUCCCGACAAUGUUAUUUAUGAAUUUUGCAAAAAGGCUCGUGAGUGCGGUGUUGAUAUUUUCCGUGUGUUUGAUUCUCUCAAUUAUAUUGAGAAUCUCGAAUUGGGUAUUGAUGCUGUUGUCAAGGCUGGCGGUGUUGCCGAAGGUGCCAUCAGUUACACUGGCGAUGUUGCCGAUUCAUCUCGUCAAAAGUAUGAUCUAGCGUACUACUUGGAUCUAACUGACAAGCUUGUCAAAGCCGGCAUCCACAUUCUUGCCAUCAAAGACAUGGCAGGUCUUUUAAAGCCCAAAUCUGCCACGUUGCUCAUUAGCUCCAUUCGAAAAAAGUACCCCAAUUUGGUUAUUCAUGUACACACUCAUGACACUGCUGGUACUGGUGUUGCUAGCAUGCUUGCGGCUGCUGAAGCGGGUGCUGAUGUGGUGGAUGCUGCUGUAGAUAGUAUGUCUGGUGUUACUUCCCAGCCAUCUAUGGGUGCCAUCAUUGGCGCUCUGCGUGGUACUGACUUGGAUCCCGGUAUUCCCCUAGAAAAUGUGCAAGCCAUCAACAGUUAUUGGGAACAGAUACGCAUGCUUUAUUCCUGCUUUGAUCCUAAUAUCAAGAGUGGUGAUUCAAGCGUGUAUCUCCAUGAAAUGCCUGGUGGUCAGUAUACUAAUCUGCUUUUCCAAAGCCAUCAACUUGGUUUGGGUGAACAGUGGCAGCAAGUCAAGGAUGCAUACAUUGUUGCCAACCGAUUGUGUGGUGACAUAGUCAAGGUCACUCCCUCUUCAAAAGUUGUUGGCGAUUUUGCUCAGUUUAUUGUGUCUCAAAAAAUAUCAGAAGCCGAGAUAAUCAAACAAGCUGAAACAUUGUCAUUCCCUCAAUCUGUUCUUGAGUACUAUCAGGGUUAUCUUGGCGAGCCACCAUAUGGUUUCCCUGAGCCAUUGCGCACUCGUAUUCUCGAGGCUCGUCGAUUAGUCAAGAUUGUUGGUCGACCUGGUAAAACUCUUCCGAGUUUCGAUUUUGUAUCGCACCGUAGUAACCUUGAGGAGGCUUGGGGUGUCAAACAUGUAUCUGACUUGGAUGUGCUUAGUUCAGCCCUUUACCCCAAAGUAUUCGACGAAUUCAAAUCUACGCUGGAUAAAUUUGGUGAACUGUCUUCACUUCCCACUCAAUUUUUCCUUACUCCACUCAAAGUAGAGCAGGAAUUCACCUUUGAACUGGAAAAGGGCAAAACCCUAAUUGUUAAACUUGUUGCUAUUGGACCCAAACAAGAAGAUACUGGCAUGCGAUAUGUUUAUUUCCUACUCAAUGGUGAAGCACGCAUGGUUCAUGUUCUUGAUACGAAUGUUACUGUUGAUGCCAGUGGAGUGGGUGGAUCCAAAAUGGCAUCCCGUGCUAGAGCAGAUCCAUCGGACAAGUUGCAGAUUGCUGCACCCAUGAGUGGUGUGGUGGUUGAAGUACGCGCCAAAGCCGGUGUUGCUGUCAGAAUAGGCGAUCCCUUGGUUGUUAUGAGCGCCAUGAAAAUGGAAACAAUUGUUACUGCCACCAUGGCAGGAACAAUUGAAGAAGUGCUCGUCAAGCCUGAUGAUUCGCUUAAUGCUGGUGAUUUGGUGGUUAGGAUUGCAAAAGAAUAA